AUGUCUGAUUACACAGGUCCAGGCGUAUACGAGUUCUACCCUGCGAAUGCCCUAGGCAGACGUAUGAGCGUGUGGGGCGGGGGAGCAACGGUUGGAACAGCAGUUAAGCUCUAUGCUGCUGGAAAGACUGAGAAUCUGGCGUGGGAAAUCGUUGCCGCCGGAGGGGACAAGGGCGACCCGGAAGUGGGAGAUCGCCAAUACCACAUCGUUGGUGUUCAAUCCGGACUGAUGCUUUGCGCUGCGGAGAACGGUUCCGAUUCCGAGUGUACAAUUUCCACGCGGCCUGUCAGGCACGGUUCUUGCCGUUGGAAGAUGAUUCCUGCUAAGAACGGCUACUACUAUUUCGCAAGCGUAUUGAAUCCAGACAAAUGGCUGGCAGUUAGAGGGGGACAAGAUGCAGAUGGCGCUCCCCUAAUGACUUGGGCAAAGACCGAAGUUUCGCACUUUCAAUUUAAACUCAAGAAGCCAGACUACUAG
Messenger RNA from Hirsutella rhossiliensis, 477 nucleotides. Its product is annotated as ricin-type beta-trefoil lectin domain-like domain-containing protein. Bases 1 to 477 code for a protein of 158 amino acids. The record is from RefSeq and is a predicted model, not a curated record. Lineage: Eukaryota; Fungi; Ascomycota; Sordariomycetes; Hypocreales; Ophiocordycipitaceae. The transcript has 4 exons.